Messenger RNA from Notodromas monacha, 906 nucleotides. Lineage: Eukaryota; Metazoa; Arthropoda; Ostracoda; Podocopida; Cyprididae. The record is from the annotation of a GenBank genome assembly.
GUCGAAUUUUUUCCAGAUUGUACAAAUAAAUCAGCAGGAAAAAAAGCCCAAUGCCAGGUUUGGGAAGAGUCCCCGGUGUGUCUGACGGCGUUAAACCCGUUGAUGAUUCUCAGCAGUGGAAACACAGGAAAAAGUCCGGCAUGAAAUCGAAAUCGCGUAAACUCCAUGUUGGAGGCAACUCGGCAGAAAUCAAGUCAUAUUUGGCAAAACUCCAAGAUCUUGUCCCAUUUAUGCCUAAAGACAAGAAAGUCUCGAAGCUGGAGGUGAUCCACUGUGUAAUCGAUUACAUCUGUCAGCUCCAGUGCGAGUUGGAAGACCAAAUGGCGUCUGCGAGCGCCGCCUUUCCAGUCCUGACAAGAAACUCCUUUUCCCUGAAUCCAAAUCCAUUGCCACCCCUGUCGAACCCACGCAGUCCUCCGCUUCAGCCAGUACAAAGUGUAUCGGACGACGCCGAUGCAAGUGAUAAAAGCCCGGAAUGCGCACCAUGAAAUGGAUGGGGAAAUCUUUCUCUGAAUCUCCGUGGAUAUGCUUCUUCUCACAUUGUGUUGGCAUCUCCUUUUUGGCCCAAGUUUUCAAGUUUUCACUCCAAUCCAUGACUGAGGUGUUCUGACCACUAGCUAACGAGGGGCUCCUUGGUUGUCAUUUACGUCGAAUCGUUUUUUUACCUGGAACCCGUGAACACCUACUUUGCUGCGGGCGCAAGUGGAUUCGGUCAACAAAUUUUAAUUUACGUUUUUGAUGCAUCCCGCAUGACUGUGAUAUACGAUAUUUGAUAUUUUCUCUCCAUUUUUAUUUUGUCGAAGACAGACUAUGUCGUGAAAAGUGCGUACGGCCGAGCAAUGUCUGAUUUGUAUUGAAAUGCCGAUGCAAAAUGAAGUUUAUAUACACGCAAAUUGUAUUCAUCAU